Molecule: messenger RNA, 819 nt
Organism: Varanus komodoensis (Komodo dragon)
Lineage: Eukaryota; Metazoa; Chordata; Lepidosauria; Squamata; Varanidae
Gene: BARX2
Product: BARX homeobox 2
Exons: 4
Coding region: 1-819 (272 amino acids)
Biological process (GO): regulation of transcription by RNA polymerase II
Cellular component (GO): nucleus
Molecular function (GO): RNA polymerase II transcription regulatory region sequence-specific DNA binding; DNA-binding transcription factor activity, RNA polymerase II-specific
Source: RefSeq, a predicted model, not a curated record
AUGCACUGCCAAGCCGAGGUCAGGCUGGCUUCCCCCGGCCAGCUCAAAGCAGCCAGGCGGCGCUACAAGACUUUCAUGAUCGACGAGAUCCUCUCCAAGGAGACGUGCGAUUACUUCGAGAAGCUUUCGCUCUACUCCGUCUGCCCUUCCCUCAUCGUGAGACCCAAACCUCUGCACUCCUGCACCGGCUCCCCUUCUCUGAGGGCCUAUCCACUCAUCUCUGUCAUCACUAGGCAGCCUUCGGCAGUCUCCCACUUCAUUCCCACAGCAAGCACCUCCCGGGUUCUCUCUCCACACCCACCCUCAGGAACCACUUGUUCAGAGACGCAAGCCAGUGAAACUCAUGGGAGCAGUGAAUCGGAGACAGAGCAGCCCACCCCUCGCUUGAAAAAGCCUCGCCGCAGCCGGACCAUCUUCACAGAAUUGCAGCUUAUGGGGCUGGAGAAGAAAUUCCAAAAGCAGAAAUACCUAUCCACACCAGACAGGCUGGACCUUGCCCAGUCACUGGGCCUAACUCAGCUCCAAGUGAAGACUUGGUACCAGAAUCGCAGAAUGAAAUGGAAGAAAAUGGUCCUGAAAGGUGGUCAGGAAGCUCCCACAAAGCCCAAAGGUCGUCCCAAGAAAAAUUCCAUUCCCACCUCAGAAGAGAUAGAAGCAGAAGAGAAGAUGAACAGCCAAGCUCAGAAGCUGGCAUUGGAGGAAGACCAGGCUGCAGAAGAGUGUGGGUUGCCCCAGAAGCCGUUGGAUGCCUCCCCAGAGACAGAGCAAUCUCCUAAAGACACAGCGGACACCUCUGCAGGAGAGACAAUAUCAAGUUAA